CUUGGUUGCUGGGUGACGGCAGUCAGGUGACUGUCUGCAGACGGAACAUGGCUGACCUGUCAGAAGACCAAUGAGGGAAAGGCCAAAUUUUGCAUAAUCGAUCCUGUUUUUUUUCCUCGUUUCUGACCACAGUUGACCGUCGUGGGCAGCGUUUGACGAAAACUAGCCAAGAUGAGUGCUUUGCCAGAGGGAAUGGCAAACGGCCCAAGUAGGAAUGCACACUUGGAGCAAGAAGAUACUCAAAUUUGGGAGAGACCAUGGAGUCUUGAAGAGAUACGGCAACACAGUGCCAACUGGUCUUUAGCUGCUGACUCUGGGCUUUUCCACUUCCUCCAAGACUUCUCCCAUAGAAUGAUGUCAAAAACACAUGAGAUUGAAAAGCAGUUGGACAGUCUUAUCUGUGACACCAAGGCCACCGACAGCCGCCUACAUUCUGUCUUCAAUGACUUCCUAAUGCUUUCUAAUACACAGUUUAUUGAAAAUAGAGUGUACGAUGAAGAAGUAGAGGAGACCGUUCCCAAAACGGAUGCGCUAGAGAAGCAGCCUGAGCAGGAGAAGACUCGAGAGCAGAAGGAGGCGGAGCUGAUCCCUAAGAUGCAGGAAGCGGUGAACUACGGUCUAAAAGUUUUGGAGUCCGCCUUCGAGCAUCUGGACAUCAAAGCGGGGAACUCCGACUCGGAGGACGAGGACAUCACAGAACGAGUAGAGCCUAUCCUGGAGCCCAAGGAUCUGUAUGUGGAUCGGCCACUUCCUUAUCUAAUUGGUUCUCAAGCCUUCAUGGAACAAGACGAUGUAGGACUUGGUGACCUGUCAAGUGAUGAAAUGUCAGUUGACAGCGACAGGGACAGUGUGAUCGACAGUGAAGAUGACAAGGAAACAGUCCAUUCAGAUGACGACUCCUAUCAGGAGGAGCAGCAAGGUCACAAUAACGUAAAAAAGAAGUCAUCCAUGGUGAGUUAUGAAGAAGAGGAUGAAGAAGAGGAGGAGGAUUCUGACAUAUUUGGAGAAUCGGACAAGGAUGAAGAUAUUGAUGACUCCGAAAAAACAGACCCGUCAGAUUUUGCAAAUGAGCUAGCUGCUCGAAUCAAAGGAGAAAUCAACAACAGGCCGGAGGGAGAUCAUGCGUCUUUAUCAUCUAAGAAGAAGAGUAAAGCCAGAAAAGAGUCAAAAUCGACAAAUGCACAGGCUGAAGAGGACAGCGACGACAUGUUUAAGCCUCCAAAGUUGGAUGAUGAGGACUUCUCCCCAUUUGGAGGAAAAAGUGGGCUCUUUAGUGGAGGGAAAGGCCUCUUCGACGAUGACGACGAGGGAGAUCUUUUCUCUGAGGCACCGAAGCCUGUGAUGGAGGAGCAAAAAGCAACAAAUGUGACCGUGAAAAGCACAGCUCAAGCUACAGAAUCUAGCAAGCCUAAUAAGAAGAUUCCAGCUGGAGCUGUAUCAAUAUUCCCAGAUAACCGCCUCUUCAGUUCAGGACAGGACUCUGAUUCAGAGGAGAGAAAAGAGAAUGGCACUCCAGCUGUUAGGACUCAUGUUGCCCCCAAACAAACUCCCACGGGAGCUGCUGCUGCUGCUGCUGGUGGAGGAAAGGGAUUAUUUGAUGAUGAUGAUGAGGAGGAGGAAGAUGAUGACUUCUUUGGUGGUAAAAGCCCGAAAAAGCCUGAUUCAAUUGUACAUAAGAAACCUAAACCCAAGACACAUAUUGACCUUUUUGAUGAUGAAGAUGAGGAUGGGGACAUUUUCAGUGGCAGUUCAUCAAUUUCGACUCAGAGCAAGAGGGAGUUUGUGGAAAAAUCGGAUAAAUCACCUGAGAAAAAGAUGCCGCCUGGGGCCAUUUCCACAUUUGGUCCUGCGACUAAAAGCUUGCUGAGUGAAGGCCUGAAAAAACACAGAGGAUCCAGCAGCGAGGCGUCAGAGAAGCCAGACCUGAAUGGUCUUGUUGGUGAUGUCGAAAAAGCUGCCGUUGAUCAAAUUGAGAAACCUCAGUCCAGAGGUCUCUUCUCUGAUGAUGAAGACUCCCAGUUAUUUACUGCUACCCCCAAGAGCCAACCUAAGCCUGAACUGACAAGUCUGGGCAAAACCAGCAAGGCGUCCUUAUCGUUAUUUGAUGAGGAGGAGGAGGAAGAGGAUCUGUUUGCGUCUGCAGUUGAUUCUAAAGGAAAGACCGCUCAGCCUAAAUCUGCCACACCACAACCCAGCAAGGCUGCGGCCAGCUCGCUUUUCAGCGACGAUGAGCAGGACCAAUGGAUGAGUCCAAAAAGUAGUCCAACAAAGCCAGACAGCGAGACGGGCGGGAUGAAAACCAGCACCAGUGCCCCAUCUCGUCUGCCGAGCGCCAAAACCCCUCCGAGGAGCAGCCUGUUCGAUGAAGAAGAGGAGGAUGACCUGUUUGCCCCACCAAAAGAGUUUAGUCAGAAGAAGCCCCAGAAGGUUGCUCUGCUGUUUGAAGAUGAGGAGGAUUUUGAUGAUGAAGGAUCUCUUUUUGACACCAAACCUCCAGUUAAGACACCCGUUGGCCCCGCUGAGCCGUCCCCCCAGCCUGGGGAAGUUGCAGCGUCUGCGUCGGCAGCAAAGGAGGAGACACAGGUGCAGCAGAAACCUGCGGCAAAAUCUCCCGAGCAGCUCCCCACUUUGCCGUCGCAGGAGAGCGCCGCGAGUAGAAAGAAGCCUGCUGGAGCCGUCAGCCUUUUCGGGGGCAUCGAUGUUCUGAACAGCAAGCAGACAAAGACGCCGCUGGACGGAACAGAACACGAUGACGUCUUCCUCUCUAAGGAAAGCCCUCCACCAUUAAGGAAGGAGGAAAAGAAGGAAGCAAAGGCCAAAACCAAAACCGUCAGUCUGUUUGAUGACGACGAGGAGGAGGGAUCAGACUGGAGUGAUCCGAUACCCGUUCCCAGUGAGCCCACGAAGACACAAAAGUCUGCAGAGGAGCGGCCGCAGACAAAAAGCACAGGUGUGUUCCAGGACGAAGAGUUGCUGUUCAGUCACACUCAGCAGAGGGACAAUGACCCAGACGUCGACCUCUUUGCAACCUCAGGGAAAGCUGCUAGUUCUGAGGUCAGCUCAGAGCGACCAGCAGCACCCAGUCUGUUUUCAGAUGAUGAUGAAGAUGACCUUUUCAGCUCCGUCAAGCCAAAACCUCCACCUCCGAAGAUAGCAGAGAAACCCAACAAGCUGCAUGACAGAGCACCACUGGCAAGCCCAGAUCCAGUGUCUGACAUUCAGAAACCUGCACAAAGUCCUGUAAAACCUAAAGAUUUCUCAUCAAGGAUUGGGAAACUUCAAGCCAGUCUGAUGAUCAACCCUGCUGCUUUGCUCCCCGGUGCUGCUUCUAGUAUGUCUGGAACUUAUAGUUCCUCUUCUGGGGUCUCCAGCUCCAGUCUGAGUCCAAGUCCUGUUUCCACCCCCGUGGGGGCUCAGGUGGAGGCUGAAGUGGGCGUGAGCUUCGAGAGCCCAGUGCAGGUCACUACACUGCAGAGCGCACACAAGACUCGAGUGAAAGGUUCUGUCUUUCGAAGACCCCAGUCCAGAGCGGCGAGGCAGCAAGCAGCUCAAAAAUCCCUGGACGAUAAAAAGGGGGGCCUUGCAGAUGCUCUCGGGCAAGCUUCCAGUCUGUCUGCUUUGGAGUUUCCUCCACCAGACACCAGCCAAACACACAUAGCUCCACCAUCUAUCUCAGCUGCACCUCCAUCAUUGCCAACCCCCUCAUCUGUGCAGCCUUCAUCCCCUCAGUUCUCUCCCAGACCCUCUGAGCUGACUCUGCCAGUAACGACGAAUGCUGAAAAGAAAGGCUCUAGCAAGUACAGCAGCAGCGUUAGGGCACCGCUAUCAUCUGAUGACGAUGACCUCUUUGGCUCUGAUGAUCUUUUCGGGGCAAGUUCAAUCACUAAUAUUCCCUCCAAGCCCUCCACUAGAGAAACUACCAAGACCAGUCAGCCUCAUGCCAGUACUGGGGUGGGACUGAAGAAAGACAAAGAUACAAGCACACUUCCUUCUAUUUUUGAUGAUAACACUGACGACCUUUUCCAAACUGUUAAGCCACAAGCAGCUGCAAAGAAAGCCCCCAAAGUCUCAUCCUUCUUGGAGGAAGAUGAUGAUGACAUUUUUGGUUUGAGCAAUAGUUCAACAUCAACGUCCAAAAGUAGCAAAGAAAUCAAGAAUGGCAGCAGUUUUUCAGAUCAGGACAUCUUUCAGGAUGAAGCAACCACUGUGCCUAAAGUUCAGAAAAAGCUCAAAGAGAAGUCCAUCGAUGCUAGCUUGUUCGAUGAUAACAUAGACAUUUUUGCUGACCUAACAGACACUUUAAAACCCAAACAAAAGUCCAAAACAAAGGGAGAAACCAAAUCAAUAUUUGAUGACGACAUGGAUGACAUUUUUUCAACAAGCACAGUAAAACCAGCAGCAAAGGCUCCUGCUAAAUUAAAGAAAGCAACACCAUCCCAGAAGAGUGAUACAGCAGCAGAUUCCAGCAACUUAUUUGAUGACCCACUUAAUGCUCUGGGUGGGAACUGAUGUUUUGUACUGGUCAGAUUUGUAAAAAUUUGGAUUAAUUCUUUUGUCAUUAGCAGAUCAUUUAAAGAUAUUGGAUACACUGUUGAUAGAGUAUUUAUUGUUAAAAAUUCAAAUCAGUACUGUGGCUUAUUUUUGGCUGCUAAAGAUUCAAAUGAUUGAUUCCUGUCAUCAUCCACCAACGUGAUCAUAUUGGCAUCAUUCAUAAUAUAAAUUUAGUCUUUAUUAUACAUGACAGCACUUUAUAAGCAUACCUUAUGCUUUGUCUCAAGGCCUGCAGAAAUUAAUAGUAAUUUUUCUCUUUUUUUAUUCCUUUUGCUUGUGAGAUUUCAUAUUUUGUUAGUGCCAUAUUCCACUUUUUGUCCUAGUUAUUUUAAUUUUUUUUUAAGAAAUUCAUCCAUGUCUUAACUUUGGCUGUAAUAAAAGCAAAACCUCUUUUUUUGAUAACUAAAAAGAAACCUAUUUUA
Molecule: messenger RNA, 4973 nt
Organism: Austrofundulus limnaeus
Lineage: Eukaryota; Metazoa; Chordata; Actinopteri; Cyprinodontiformes; Rivulidae
Gene: washc2c
Product: WASH complex subunit 2C
Exons: 31
Coding region: 172-4509 (1445 amino acids)
Biological process (GO): retrograde transport, endosome to Golgi; protein localization to endosome
Cellular component (GO): early endosome; WASH complex
Molecular function (GO): retromer complex binding; phosphatidylinositol phosphate binding
Source: RefSeq, a predicted model, not a curated record